This is a messenger RNA of Danaus plexippus (monarch butterfly), 5175 nucleotides long. RefSeq names its product epidermal growth factor receptor substrate 15-like 1 (gene Eps-15). Bases 66 to 2828 code for a protein of 920 amino acids. The transcript is spliced from 16 exons. The record is from RefSeq and is a predicted model, not a curated record. Gene Ontology annotation, molecular function: cadherin binding; calcium ion binding. Lineage: Eukaryota; Metazoa; Arthropoda; Insecta; Lepidoptera; Nymphalidae. Gene Ontology annotation, biological process: endocytosis; endosomal transport. Gene Ontology annotation, cellular component: plasma membrane; clathrin coat of coated pit; cytoplasm.
UAUUAGGACUUGACAUAACUAAUCUCUAUGAACGCUAUUGAUUGGUCGACAAAGAGAUGUAAAAAAUGGCUGCCUUGCCUUCUCCUACCCAGGUGGCAGGGGCCCACAGUUCAAUAUACGAAGCAUAUUAUCAUCAAGUUGACCCGAAUGGCUCGGGAGCGAUCCAAGCUCUGGAUGCAGCACGUUUCCUUAAGAAGUCUCGUCUCAGUGAUGUUGUGCUCAGUAAGAUAUGGGACCUCUCGGACCCCACCGGCAAGGGCUAUCUCGAUAAAGCGGGGCUGUUCGUGGCCCUGAAGCUGGUGUCCCUGGCCCAGGCGGGUAAGGAGAUCAAUAUGAGCAACAUACACUCGGAAGCGCCCCCUCCUAAAGUGGGCGAGUUACCCAAAGUGCCGCCCCCGUCGUUGCCGCCCGCGGCACCCCCGGCUCUCGCUCCACUUGGCGACUGGAGCGUCAAGCCAGCGGAGAGGGACAAGUACAGCGCUCUGUUUGACUCGCUCCAACCGAACAAUGGCGUCAUACCAGGGAAUAAGGUGAAGGGAGUCCUCAUGGAGUCGAAGCUUCCCCUGGAGACCCUCGGGAAGAUCUGGGACCUCGCCGACCAGGACAAAGACGGCAUGCUCGAUAGACACGAGUUUAUUGUGGCCAUGCACCUAGUGUACAAAGCAUUAGAGAAACAUGCAGUGCCCACGACGUUGCCGCCGGAGCUGCGCGCUCGCCCCGCCAGGCCUCCCUCCAGGCCGCCGUCGAGGCCACCCUCCCGACCCCCCUCGAGACCCCCUUCCCCACAGACUCGCCCCCCACCACCCCGGCCGCAGCCCCCUCCCCAACAGUCGAACGCUACCUUACUGGAGGGACUCCUGGAUCUGUCCAGCCCGCCGAGCGCACCCCCCGCGGCGGGCCAGGCCUCCGGGCCGUGGAUGACUGCGGCGGAGCGCAGCCAGUACGACGCGCAGUUCGAGGCGGCCGACCUGGACCGCGACGGGUUCGUGUCCGGCGCAGAGAUCCGCGGCGUGUUCCUGGACAGCGGACUGCCGCAGAUGACGCUCGCCCAGAUCUGGUCGCUGUGUGACCAGUCAGGGUCGGGCAAGCUGUCCGUGGUGCAGUUUCGCGCCGCCAUGUGCCUGGUGCAGAGAGCCCUGCGCGGACAUCCGCCGCCCGCCGCCCUUCCCCCGCACCUCAUGGAAGAACACUCUCUACCACCAGCACAGAAACCCGAGCCGGUCAGUCUGGGCCCUCAACCCACGCCCGAGAUGGAUGCCAUAGCUCGUGAGGUGGACGCGCUGGCCAGGGAGAGACUGGCGCUGGAGGCGGAGCUCACCAACAAGCAGAGAGAGGUCGCGGUCAAGACGGGCGAAGCAGACAGCUUACAGAGCGAGCUGGACACGCUCACGGCCACCUUGAAACAGUUAGAGAACCAAAAAGGAGAGGCGCAGAAGAGGCUGAAUGACUUGAAAUCCCAAGUGGACAAGCUUCGGUCUCAAGUGUCAGCUCAGGAGGCCGCGGCGGUGGAGACGGAAGCGGAAGUGUCCGCCCGGCGAGCGGCGCUGCUCGGGCGGCAGCAGCACGAGCAGCGGCUCAAGGACGAGUUGGAGCACGAGAACCAACGCGUGGAGCAACUCACGGGGCAGCUGUCGGCCAGCGUGCUCGCCGUCAGUCAGGCCAGGAUCAAGCUGGAGCAUCUGGAGCAGCAGCACUCGGCGCUGGAGGCCGCGCUGCAGGCGCUGGACGCCGGCUCCGGGGACCUCGCGCUGCAGCCGCUGCAUCGACACGAACACCUCGAGCGGCUGGUCAGGGGGUGCACGCCGAGCGACGCGCUGGAGGAGGAUGGGGCGGGCCGCGGGGAGAGCGGGGGGAGCGGGGGCAUGAUGAACGGGUCAUUCGCCAAGUUCGAGGACUCCUUCACCCACAACGGGGACCCCUUCGCGCCCUCGGACAGCAGGAACACUAAGUCGUUCGCGUCGUUCUCCCCGGGCGCCGACCCGUUCUCCGGCGACUCCUUCGUCCAGUCCGAAGCCCCGGCCGCUAACGACAGCGCCUGGGAGACCGAUCCCUUCGCAGUGCUCCACGCGCCGACCCGCGCGACGGCCAACGCCAGCAGCACGCCCGCCGCGGCCAAGAGCCACAAGACCCCGCCCCCGCGGCCCGCCCCCCCUCGGCCCCUGCCGCCACACAAGAACGACCGCAAACCCGCCCUCGACUUCACGGAGGACCCCUUCAAAGACUACAGAUACGAAGAUCCCUUUAACAUCGACGACCCCUUCGCGGACAUCGCGGACCCCAAGAAGGAGCCACGAGCGCGGCCCGCCUCCGCCGCCGCUUUCCCAGCUGCCUUCCCCGCCGCGGUCAACGGCCGGGUGUCCGCGCCGCCGCUACCCUACGACCCGUUUGCCUCCAGGGACAGGACGGACUCGUGGGCCGUCUGGCCCGAGGACGACUGGACCCCUCGCGCCGGGGAUUCGCAGGGCAAGGACGACUGGGCGGCCGACUGGGAUCACAACGCGAACCCCUCCACCGCGCACAGACCUAACGACACCUGGCCCACCACCACGCUGCCGGCCAAGAAGGAGAAGUCUCCCAAGCCGGUGAAGUACGCGAGGUCGCUGGUGCACACGAUCGGCGGCAUCGGCAGGUCCAGGCACAAGGACAAGAAGGGGAAAGAGACCAAGGAGGUCAAGGAGGUCAAGGACACCGGAGAUCUGUCGGAGGAGCAGCAGUGGGCCUGGGCCGAGGCCGAGUCGCGCCGUCUGCAGCGGGAGGCGGACGAGCGACGGCGGCGGGAAGAGCGCGAGCUGCAGCUGGCCCUGGCGCUGUCCCGGACCGAACAGUGACGGCGGAAGGCUCGGUCCUUGUUGGAGAUAUUUCCCUGCGAGCAGCCUUUUCUCGUCGACGUUCUGCGGCGGUAGUCUCCGAACAUGUCUCGUGCGUCGCAACGGCCUAAAGUGUAGUUUAUAUGCGAGGACCCGCCGGGGCGCCUCCGGCGUGACGUCACCGCUGGUGCUGGCGCCGGGCCGGAGGUCGGCCGUCCUCCCGGGGCGGAUGCUUUAACUUAUUGUUACUCUCGAUUGUAUUUACUCUCCAUUUUUGUUGUUAUUUUAUUAUGUAUAUAUCGGAUAUUAAUACUUUUGUAUAGAUUAUAUCAUUCAAAUUCUAUCGGCGGAUGUUACAGACCAAGAGACCCGCGAGGGUCUAUGUGACUCUUGUAUGUGUGCGUGUCGGGAGACGCGUCAGGGUCUCCGUGUCGGGGAUUUGUUAUUUUUUAUUAUAGUACAAAUGCGGAUUUCUUAUAAACGUUUCAUGUUGAAUUGUUUCGUAUUCUGUGUGUGCGUGUGUGUGUGUGCGCGUGUGUGUGCCGGUGGCCGGGCCCGGGCGGCGUGAGGUCCGGGUGAGGUCCGGGAGAGUGCGGUUAGUGUGCGGUCACUAUGUACUCGAUCACAGAACAUGUUUAUCUGUUAUCCUAAAAGUUGUUAUGUCUUUGUUAGGCGCUGUUGUUUAGGGCUCGUCGGUCCGCGCGGCCCCACGUUCCUCGGCCGGGCCCGAGUCCCCGCGGGCCGCGCGACCUUUCGAUCUCACCGCGGCGAGUUUUGGAACUCGAUGUGUAUUUAAAGCUAUGAAUAAAAUUUGAUAAUCACGAUGUCACCCGACGCUCCGGCCGCCUCGUCGCGGGUGGCCGCCGCCGGCUGGGACGCGACGCCAUGUAACCGUAGCUUUUGGAAAACGCUUGUUUUAUAUGUCGCUAGCGGCGGACGGCGGGGGCGGGCGGCGGCGGGCGGGAGACUCGCUCGCUCGAGUGAGUUCUGUUAUUUCGUGAGCCCGGCCCGCGUGUCCGGGGCCGCGCCUGUAUGUUACUCGUUUGUAUAAUAUUGUUCCGUACGAUCCGUUUUUAUAGCUUUUUUGCUCAUAUACAUCAUUUUGACAUUCGCAAAAAAGGUAAUGAUAAUAAAAUGUUGCCAGUUGCAGUUCGUCGUGGUAGGCGGUAGUUGCGUGAGGUCGCCGGUAGUGUGUCGUGAGCGGCCGCGGCCCCGGGCCGAGGCUGGGUCGUGUCGGGUGUCUGGUGUCGUGUGACAAAGCAUUUAUUGAAGUCUGUUAUUCGUUGAUAGUUUAUGUGAGUGCUGGCGAGGUUCGUCGCUUCUCGAAAUGCAACGAAUCGUCGGUAAGGUGUAGUAUCAUUCCAAAAUAUUGUAAUCCCACGCCGGCCGGCCCGGAGGCGGGCGGAGGCGGGCGGGGGCGAGCGGAGGUCGCUAAUGUAUUAUUUGUAGCUGAAUGUGUAUCAUGUAAAAGUACAAUAAAAUUCAUAUCACGCGCCCGCGAUCGCUCGACAGUUGUAUGAUCUUGUGAUUAGCGUUGUAUUUAAAUGUUCUAUCUACAUAUUGUUUAGACGCGUAGAGGAAGCUCGCGACGCCGACGGCCCGGCGCCCGGCGCCCGGCGCUCGGCAGGCGCGGCUGUCUCGGUGCCUGGCGACGUCCGUUUAGUUAGCGUAGGGCAGAGCACGUGUAUCGGUGUAAUCACAUGUUGUUGUAAUCUGUUGUGUCGCUCAUAUAUUUUCCGUUUCGUCGGAGCCAACGUUCACUUCCCGGUCUGAUCCGGAGUCGGAAGACUUUCAAUGUAUCUACGUCGCGAGGACCUAUUGCGAGUCGCGAUACGUGCCUAUUACUUUGCUAGCGCUGGGUUUGAUCCUCGUGGAUUACUGAAGGAUCUCUGAACGUUGAUACGUGUGUAUGUCUGUAUUCUGCACGCUGUCGUGACGGAUGUGGUGUGUCCGAGGUUUGACAGGUGAGCGAAGUGUUGCUAUCUCCUUGACCAAAUAAACUAUUGUAGAUUUGGAAUAGUAGUAAGUCUGUUAUUCAUGUUACGUACCUUAGGAUACAUACGUGUCUACGUUUCUUCUGGCAGUUGUAUUUCUGUUGCGAUGUUGUUUUAUAAUAGUUUACGUUGAACUCUCCGAAGAUUUGUUUCGGUCACGGACGGAGAGUAAUAUGCUGAUGUGAUGUAUUUACUGUGUCCCGUUUGAACGCUGUUACUCUCGUCUCCUGGUGGGUUAUAUCCCCGGAUGGUGGUAAGGCAUGGCGUGCCGUCAACGUCAUCGACCGCUACGAACAUCAAUUGUAAUAAAACUAUAUUAUGAUAUAUUAAUAUGAAGAUAUUUCCUGAGAUAAUAAAAUAAACAGCAUACUGUA